CCUAAUGGUAAUUGUGGAGUCUCUACUAAGUCACACACUUUACUACUCAGCCUUGGGAGAAGCAAGCAGCAGUUGCUGCUGCUUCUGCUAUUGCUGCCGCCGCCGCCGCGCCGCUGCUGUCGCUGGUCCGAGGCUGCAGUGAGUGUCUGUGCAGCACUGCAGAAUCCACACCUAGAGAACCGAAGACAGACACACACGUCUACAACCCUGCACUCAAGGAAGCUUAGGAUCUUCAGAAAACUGAUGAGGGAAGAAAAGAAGUUUGAUUGCUUGAAAGUUACCUGAGAAGAUUGGAUCUGUAAAAUACACGUGAAUCCUUGAAAUAGACAGAGAACAAGGAGAAUCCACAGACUUGAAACAUGAGUUCAGAUACCAGCCAAGGCGUGAUCACUACUCCUCCUCCUCCCAGCAUGCCUCACAAAGAGAGAUAUUUUGACCGAAUCAAUGAAAAUGACCCUGAAUACAUUCGGGAGAGGAACAUGUCUCCUGAUCUACGACAAGACUUCAAUAUGAUGGAGCAGAGGAAACGAGUUACUCAGAUUCUGCAGAGUCCUGCUUUUCGGGAAGACCUGGAAUGCCUUAUUCAAGAACAGAUGAAGAAAGGCCACAACCCAACUGGAUUACUAGCGUUACAACAGAUUGCAGAUUAUAUCAUGACCAAUUCUUUCUCAGGAUUUUCUUCACCUCCCCUCAGUCUUGGUAUGGUCACACCCAUCAAUGACCUUCCUGGUGCAGAUACAUCCUCCUAUGUGAAGGGAGAAAAACUUACUCGUUGUAAACUUGCCGGCCUAUACAGACUUGCAGAUUUGUUUGGAUGGGCACACCUGGCAAAUACGUACAUCUCAGUAAGAAUAAGUAAGGAGCAAGACCAUAUUAUAAUAAUUCCCAGAGGCCUAUCUUUUUCAGAAGCCACAGCCUCCAAUUUGGUAAAAGUCAAUAUAAUUGGAGAAGUGGUUGACCAGGGAAGCACUAACCUGAAAAUUGACCAUACAGGAUUCAGUCCCCAUGCUGCCAUCUAUUCAACACGUCCUGAUGUUAAAUGUGUGAUACACAUCCAUACCCUUGCUACUGCAGCUGUCUCCUCCAUGAAGUGUGGGAUCCUUCCAAUUUCUCAAGAGUCCCUUAUCCUGGGAGAUGUUGCCUAUUAUGACUACCAAGGAUCACUUGAUGAGCAGGAGGAGAGAAUUCAACUGCAGAAAGUUCUGGGGCCAAGUUGUAAGGUGCUGGUACUCAGGAAUCAUGGAGUGGUAGCACUUGGAGAAACAGUUGAAGAAGCUUUUCAUUAUAUUUUUAAUGUGCAGAUAGCCUGUGAGAUUCAGGUACGGGCCUUAGCAGGGGCAGGUGGAGUAGACAAUCUACUUGUACUGGACCUUCAGAAGUAUAAAGCUUUCACUCACACUGUAGCAGCAUCUGGAGGAGGAGGUGUAAAUAUGGGUUCCCAUCAGAAAUGGAAGGUUGGCGAGGUUGAAUUUGAAGGGCUGAUGAGGACUCUGGACAAUUUGGGGUAUAGAACCGGCUAUGCUUACAGGCAUCCUCUCAUCCGAGAGAAGCCUAGACAUAAGAGUGAUGUGGAAAUCCCAGCAACUGUGACUGCUUUUUCCUUUGAAGAUGAUACAGUGCCACUCUCUCCUCUCAAAUACAUGGCACAGAGACAGCAGCGUGAAAAAACAAGAUGGUUGAACUCACCAAAUACUUAUAUGAAAGUGAAUGUGCCUGAGGAGUCUCGAAAUGGGGAAACCAGUCCCAGGACCAAAAUCACAUGGAUGAAGGCAGAGGAUUCCUCCAAAGUUAGUAGUGGAACACCUAUCAAAAUUGAAGAUCCCAAUCAGUUCAUUCCUCUAAACACAAACCCAAAUGAGGUACUAGAAAAGAGAAAUAAGAUUCGAGAACAAAACCGAUAUGACUUGAAAACUGCAGGACCACAGUCUCAGCUGCUGGCUGGAAUUGUUGUGGAUAAGCCUCCUUCUACCAUGCAAUUUGAAGAUGAGGAUCAUGGCCCACCAGCUCCUCCUAACCCAUUCAGUCAUCUCACAGAAGGAGAACUUGAAGAGUAUAAGAAGACAAUCGAACGGAAACAGCAAGGCCUGGAAGAUGCUGAGCAGGAAUUACUCUCAGAUGACGCUUCAUCUGUUUCACAAAUUCAGUCUCAAACUCAGUCACCGCAAAAUGUCCCUGAAAAAUUAGAAGAAAACCAUGAUCUAUUUUCCAAGAGCUUCAUCUCCAUGGAAGUGCCUGUCAUGGUAGUAAAUGGCAAGGAUGAUAUGCAUGAUGUUGAAGAUGAGCUUGCUAAGCGAGUGAGUAGAUUAACUACAAGCACCACCAUAGAAAACAUCGAGAUUACCAUUAAGUCUCCAGAAAAAAUUGAAGAAGUCCUGUCACCUGAUGGCUCUCCUUCAAAAUCACCAUCCAAGAAAAAGAAGAAAUUCCGUACUCCUUCUUUUCUGAAAAAGAACAAAAAAAAGGAGAAAGUUGAAGCCUAAAUAAAAUCUUUUUUAUAAUUUUUAUUACUAUAGUGUGACAUUGCACAUUUAAAUACCACAUUUAAGUUGAUCAUUAAUAUACAGUGGUAGAACAGAUUUGGGGGUAUGGAGCAAACUGGACUUUAAGAACUGGAAAGAGGUUUUACUAAAAGAAAAACAUUAUGAAAAAACUUUCAAAUUCAUCUCUUAUAUGUCCAAAAAUGACUGAAUUUUUUAAAAGUUGAUAGUUUUAAUUAGCUCUGCCCUCUUGAAGAAGUAUUUUAACUCACCGUAAACAGAUAUCUGUCUGAUUUAUUUCAGACCUUUUGGGUAAUAUCUGUUGGAAAGAAAUUGCCAAUGAACAAGUGAGAAUUUUUAUUUCUCAACACCUGCUUCACUUGGUAAUCAGAUUAUAAUUUUUUACCAUGAUUAUUGACUAUAUCUUUUGGGUCCCCAUUAUUUCAAUGGGCAUUAACAGAAUGCUUUAAAAGCUUCUAAGACAAGAAUCUAUAGCAUUAGUAUACACUGGCACAUAAUUUUUUAAAAAGUUUUAAAGAAAAGAUUCAUUUGAAAUUUUAUUCAUAGUAUAAAAUUUCCUCACCUGAAAUAACUUUGUUUGCCAAAAAAGUCAUUUUAAUAAACUAUAAUUUUUGAAAACUUCCUUUUUUAUUAGUUUAGAAAGCCCCUUAUUUUUCAAAAAAGGGGAUUUUAUACACAUAACAUGGGUUAUUUAGUUUAACUCUGGCAAAAACGAUUUUUGUAUGUUGAGAUAUUUGUAUACCAUUCAGUAUAAAAGUGUCAUAUGCAUAUUAGCCAAUCAUUUAACAGUAGAGCCUAUUUGAGACUGCUUGGUACUGAGUAUACUUAAAUAUAAUUCAAGAAUCCAGGGAUUUGGUAUCAAACGGGGAUUAGAGCAUAUAAAGGUAUAUCUAGAUUCAUAUUUGAACCUUAUAAUGUAUUUUUCUCUUAGUAUUGCUAAUGAAUGAAGAAAAUCUUGUAAAAGUAACCAAAUGAAAAGAAUGAAAGGGAAAGUGAAAAAUUAAGGGAACGAUAGGUGGGAUGUGAAAAGAAUUCUAGUGUAAGAAUGAUUCAUAUUCACAAUGGUAUAUAUAGUGAUUUAUUGGAAAUAGGUCCCAAAUUUCUAAAAUCCUGCUUCUCUGCCAAAAUCAAUGUGUUGGUUGAUAUUUGAGUUUUAAAAAGGACAAAUCCUUCUAACAUGUGUACCUUUAGAGAGCAGCAGUAGAAGAAAUCAGUAAGUCCAAUCUCACCACUGAAAAAACUACUACUUUUUGAUUUUUACAAACCUUUUUUAUCUUUUCAUUUAACUUUCUUUCUAAUGUAAAUACAAAUUUAAACCUAGACUUAAUAUAGUUUUCCCAAGUGAUGUCACAAAUCUGUAAAAUCAAUGAUCCAAAACAGUCAGUGGGUAAAAGUAAUCCAAAGUGUUCUGGAAGGUAAGCUGGCAUGUUCAAAAUCACAUUGACUACAGUGUGUUCUGGGCUGGUUCUGUGUGAGUGUGAAGCAGAAUUGAAACAAAACCUGGAAAUGUCAUUCUAGAUCUCACUAACUACUGGAAUCAGUGUUCUAAUCUCUUAGUGGAAACUUUCAGUUGCUUAACUGUGUAUUUGAGGAUUGUUUUAUGUUCUACAUCAUUUGUUGUAUUACAACAUAUGUAGAAACAGUAACCUGUGAACUAUGCUUUUCCAUAACUUUUUAAAAAUAUAUAUAUCUAAAUGAAUGAAGUGUGCAUAAAUAUUUUUUAAAUGCCACAGUAAACUAUUGCACCUUUUGCUAAUGCCUCUAUUUACUUGCUUUGGCAUAUGGAUGAGCCAAUGAACCUGUGUCCUGUGGAAAAAUGUAUAAAUGUUAUCUGAUAUUUCUCUUAGAUGUUAUGCUAAUUAAUGUUAAAUCACAAAUAAACAGUGUAUUUUAAAUA
Marmota monax (woodchuck) is the source of this 4395-nucleotide messenger RNA. It is a transcript of the gene Add3, whose product is annotated as adducin 3. The coding region runs from base 360 to 2480 and encodes 706 amino acids. Gene Ontology annotation, biological process: barbed-end actin filament capping. NCBI's taxonomy places the organism in Eukaryota, Metazoa, Chordata, Mammalia, Rodentia, Sciuridae. The record is from RefSeq and is a predicted model, not a curated record. Gene Ontology annotation, molecular function: actin filament binding. The transcript has 16 exons. Gene Ontology annotation, cellular component: cytoskeleton; postsynaptic density; plasma membrane.